AUAACUGUUACCCCCACAACAACUGCAACUGAGGUUACUUUGACAACAGGCACCAAAGCCCCAACUACAACUGUAACUGUGGCCCCCACAACAACUGCAACUGAUGUUACUUUGACAACAGGCACCAAAGCCCCAACUACAACUAUAACUGUUCCCCCCACAACAACUGCAACUGAGGUUACUUUGACAACAGGCACCAAAGCCCCAACCAUAGCAGGAUCCACCAUUGAAACAUUCUCCACUCUUACUGCACCUCCAACAACAACCAUAACAGCUCCCCCCAACAUCAAAGUUCUUGAGUUCACCUCCACUGAAUUAUUUGAUAUUGACCUCUCAAAUCGUGAAUCUACAGCCUUUCAAUCUAAAGCCGAGCAAAUAAAACAGCUGAUUGAGCCACUUUACAAAGCGGCAUUUCCUUCAUUCAUCAGGUUCACUGUAAGAAGCUUCAGGCCUGGAUCAACUAUCACAAAUGGAGAUCUGGCCUUCAGCUCAACAAACGUACCUAGCGAUGAUGUCAUAAUCAGCACUCUGAGUGGCAGCAGCGUAACUAGUACACUAAAGAUCGUCGUUACCUCAAUUAAAGUCAUUAAUGCUGGUUCAACAACUGUGGUACCAACAACAACAGUAACAGCUGUUACACAAACUCCUACAACUACAAGUAGUGCAACCACCCUGACACCAGCAACUACAGUAACAGCUGUUACACCAACUCCUACAACUACAAGAGGUGCAACCACCCUGACACCAGCAACUACAGUAACAGCUGCUACACCAACUCCUACAGCUACAAGAGGUGCAACCACCCCGACACCAGCAACUACAGUAACAGCUGUUACACCAACUUCUAGAGCUACAACCAUGGCUAUGCCCACAACUACAACUCCAACUACAACUACAACUCCAACUAUGACUACAACUACAACUCCAACUACAACUACAAAACCAACUACAACUACAACUCCAACUACAACUACAAAACCAACUACAACUACAACUCCAACUACAACUACAACUCCAACUACAACUACAACUACAACUACAACUCCAACUACAACUACAACUCCAACUACAACUACAAAACCAACUACAACUACAACUCCAACUACAACUACAAAACCAACUACAACUCCAACUACAACUACAACUCCAACUACAACUACAAAACCAACUACAACUACAACUCCAACUACAACUACAAAACCAACUACAACUACAACUACAACUACAACCCCCAAACCUCGUCCACCUACUGUUCCAGUUGUGGCUCUUCAAGUGACUAUACAGACAGUCUUCAUACCUGCAUUAGCUAAUAGCAAUUCACCAGAGUUCCAGAAGCUAGCAUUCAGUAUUGUUACUGUGUGUGAUGUGAUUUACAGCGCACGCUACGGGUUUAUUUUCAUCCGGACGAUUGUGAUUCGAUUCAGGGGCGUGGCACGAAACCGUGCGGAACUGGAUACGCAGGCGGAGGUGGAGCUGGAGUUUCGGGACAACACCUCACCCGAAUCGCUCCCGACCAGCGACGACAUCGUCAACACGCUGAAAGAGGCAGUGAGCAACCCCAACAACACAUUCAACAUCACUAUUGACCCCGCCUCCAUUUUAAUUCUAAGAACCCCGAACAACGUUGUGGAGCUAGUGUUCACCUCCACUGACACAUUUGUGGACACACUUCUAGACGCGAACUCAGAAGCCUUUAAAACCAGAGCACGGGUCACAGCAGAACAGAUCGAGCCAGUUUUCAAGGCUAACUUCUCAUCGUUCAUCUCUAUGACUGUCACGAAUUUCAGUGCUGGAUCAGUCGUCACGACUUCAAGUCUAGCCUUCAACUCCUCAGGACGUUUUCCCAGUGCCAAUGAGAUCGCAAACUCUCUGAUAAACGCUGUGCAGAGGGGACAAGUGAACUUAAACAUCGACGUAAACUCAAUUAAAGUCAAUGGGACAGCCUUCACCGCAUCCACAGCUGGACCCGGAACCAAAACAAGCCUGCUCACGACUUUGUGCUUGGUUUUCACCUCAUUGCUUUUCACCCACCUCUGGUAAAUUCAGCCAAUCAAGUGCACCCAAAGAUGAACGUUACCUCACAAUGACAAAACCAAGGACUGUAUAUGGGAACUAUAUGGGGGGGAGGGGGGACCACAACCAGAUGCCCAGAAAAGCAGUUAUGCCAGCAAAAGUUCCAAACGGACUAAGUCGGACUCAGCCAUCGAACUGCAAACAAAGCCUUUCUGUAGUCAAGCCUGGAGCGGUGUCUAUAUUAACUUGUGUUUGUUCACUCAUUAAUAAUGAAUUUUCUGACUUAUACUUCAAGUCAAGCUACUAGCAGGGUCUUUUAAAAAAAAAUAGGGAGUCUUAAAGCCUUCGUCAUCUCAUCCUAUACUAACUGCAUAGAGCUUCCUCAGAUAAUGAUUCAUUUUCAAAUGCCAUAUUUAUUGUUCUACAGAUUGACAGUCGUGCCAGCCUGAACACAAAAUAUGAACUCAGCUAACAAUAACUGAGCUUUAAUAAUGAAGGUUGCCUGUCUAUCCAUAACACCAAAUAUAUAUUUGAUCUAGUAUUUUAUGAAACAAUAGCCAUGGGGUGAUACUUUUGAACUCAUAAACUUAGUUAAAGAAAAGGGGAAAUUCGUAUAAUUGUUUUAAAAGCGACCAUGUUAAAUGUAGCAAACCAACUAAGUGCCUUUGCAAGCUGGGCUUGCUGAUUAAAGCAAUGUGAGUUGAGACACUGACCUAUUUUGAAAGAGCGUUACCAUAUCAUAUACACUGCUGUCUGUUACAAUGAAAUGUUUCAUUACAUUUUGUAAAAUCUAUCAAAUGUGUAAUCAAAUGUAUUUAUUGCUAAAAAUAAAAAUUUUACUUUUAAGUGCAUGAAAGUUGCAAGUACCAAGGUCUGCUCACAAACCGAAAAUUGUUUGAAGCUUAAAGGCUGCCAGUUUCAUUUUUUCUUGCAAAGAAAGAUCCUGUGUGAUAUUUAGAUAUAAUAAAUGAGUUUCCAUGCACAGCCUUGCAUUGGGCACCAAAUUUUUUUAAAUAAUAUAUUUUUUUCAGAUAGUAUUAUUAAAUGAAGACACCACGGUCACAUGUAAAGCAAUGGAGGUCAUAUAACAUAAACACAAUUACCAGCUAACGAAGCUCAAUAAAACUACUAUUUAAUUCUCUGUGACGAUACAAAGGCUGUUACUACAACUAGUAUUAUUUCUUUUCACUACACAGUGAAUUUAGUGCCAAUAUUAUUUACACGUGGUUCACAACUCGUGUGUGUUCUGUGACCCCCAAAACACAACUCACAUGUGUUUUACGCAUCGUAAAACUACAAUUCCUGUUUUAAUGCUCUCAAACUACACAUUCAAAACUACAAACUUCAAGCUGUGGACGCACAGAAAUAGAAUUUAUUUUGGCAUUGGGAUGGCAGGUAUGCCAUCCCGCCAAGUUACGCCUUGGCGGGGGCAUGCCCCAUACCUAUACAGCACCGAGAGUUUGGCACUUUUCAGGGUUCCCCAUUUAUUUUUACUUGUACGAUAGGGGAGAAACCGCACGUGUACGCACCAAUCAAAAUUAAGCUAUCCUCAGCCAAUCAGGGGAAGAGUAUCUCAUAGCCAAUCGCAUGACCGCUGUGCAGGUGAGUAAUGUCAGAGAUUUCGGUAAUACUAAUGAAAAACGCACUCGCGCGUAUAUGUGCAUGAUAUAUGAAAUCAUGAUCAAAUGAUCGAUGAUCAAACUUAAACAUCUUUGAUUAAUCGUGUGCAACAAAUAUGACGUUGUAAUUGGUAAUUCUUGGUCGAGCAAUGACCGGCUUUAUUCAAGCUGGCUAUGAUUUGAUUUCUAUGAAAGGCAGACUAACGAACAAGCUUUUACAUCACUGACUUACUGCUUACACCGUUGGCUGGCUAGUGAGUCAGCUUCGAAUUGCUUGUAGUAAAAAAGUAAUUUGGAGCAUGGAUAUGAUGAAACAGCAUGUGUCCAUUUAUUGGGAGUUUCUGUUCUAUAGCAUUAAUUAGGAAUAUGUAUUGUUUAGAUUUUGACGAUGCCGAUAUACUGUUAAAACGGGACAGGUGACUAAACGAACAGCAGCAACAGCUACUGGGAACGUGAUUUCACAGAAAUGACUGUGUGAUCUCCACGACGUGAGUUGUAAACUUCGUGUAAAUAAUAUUGGCACUAAAUUUGCUGCAUAUUUUAGCGUUCGUUUUCAGUCAUAAAUGUUAUAUUUUGCUAUAAUUUCUCAAUAGAUUAAAAUCUGUUUGUUUGAACCUGCAUGAAAUAUGCCUAUUUAUGUAUGUAUGUAUGCUGCAAUAAAGGAAAAGGGUAGACACACUAAAUACUGAAAGAUUUUGGUAUUGUACAUGGUUGUGGAGGUUUUUGUGUAAUGUUGUGUUAAAUACAUAUGUUUGCUGCAUUAUUUUCUGACACUGAAAAAUAAAUAACUUUCACUUAA
Anguilla rostrata (American eel) is the source of this 4431-nucleotide messenger RNA. RefSeq lists its product as uncharacterized. The record is from RefSeq and is a predicted model, not a curated record. Lineage: Eukaryota; Metazoa; Chordata; Actinopteri; Anguilliformes; Anguillidae. The coding region runs from base 859 to 2040 and encodes 393 amino acids. The transcript is spliced from 11 exons.